AGCGAGGAGCCUCGGCUCAACCCCAGCUUUGGGGGUUCGGACGACGACCGCGGCUGCAGACCGAAUAACUUUCUGAAUCUUCUUUCUGUCCUUUAUUCAAUUCACAUACACGAAAUCCACUGCAAUGGACAAUUCUAACCUUUUCGGCGUCGAGGGCAAGAUUGUGCUCGUCACCGGCGGUGCCAAAGGCAUCGGCCGCAUGAUCAGCGAGGGCUUCGUCCAGAACGGCGCCACCGUCUACAUAUCCUCGCGCGACGCAAAGGCGUGCGAGCAGGCCUGCAAAGAGCUCAAUGCCCUCGGCAAAGGCAAAGCCGACUUCAUCGCCGCCGACCUGUACAAGGAGGAGGACCUCACACGAAUUGCCGACGAACUGAAGAAGCGAGCCGGCAAGCUCGACGUCCUCGUCAACAACAGCGGCAGCAACUGGGGCGAGCCCUACGACACCUACCCCUCCGCCGCCUGGGACCGCGUGCUGACCCUAAACCUCAAGCGCGUCUUCCAGCUAACCCAGGCGGUAACGCCGCUGCUCGAAGCCGCGCAGACCGCCGCCUCGCCCGCGCGCGUCAUCAACAUCGGCUCCGUCGACGGCCUGCGCGUCCCCGCGCUCGAAACCUUUGCCUACUCGGCCUCGAAGGCGGGGCUGCACCACCUGAGCCGCGUGCUGGCCAGCCACCUGGGCAAGCGCGGCAUCACCAGCAACACGAUUGCGUGCGGCCCGUUCCAGAGCAAGAUGAUGAAGGCCACGCUGGAGAAGUUUCAGGGUGUGAUUGAGAGUGGGAUUCCGCUGGGGAGGAUUGGGCGGCCGGAGGAUGUGGCCGGGACGUGCAUUUGGCUGAGUUCGCGGGCGGGGUCGUAUGUCAACGGGGCGACGAUUGCGUUGGAUGGGGGGAGUGUGGUUGGUGCCAAGCUGUGAGGUAGAAACAGUAGGUUUGUUCCCAUGCGGACACGGUAUCUUUGUGUUGUAGAUCGGCAUGCAGGGCAGUGCAUCUCGUCAUUAAAUGAAGGCACAGACUGGGUAGACCAAUGCGGAAUGUUUGCUAGAUGGUGAAA
This is a messenger RNA of Boeremia exigua, 1050 nucleotides long. RefSeq lists its product as uncharacterized. Bases 125 to 913 code for a protein of 262 amino acids. Gene Ontology annotation, molecular function: oxidoreductase activity. NCBI's taxonomy places the organism in Eukaryota, Fungi, Ascomycota, Dothideomycetes, Pleosporales, Didymellaceae. The record is from RefSeq and is a predicted model, not a curated record. The transcript has 3 exons.